This is a messenger RNA of Bolinopsis microptera, 957 nucleotides long. Its product is annotated as procathepsin L-like. Bases 1 to 957 code for a protein of 318 amino acids. The transcript has a single exon. The record is from RefSeq and is a predicted model, not a curated record. Gene Ontology annotation, molecular function: cysteine-type endopeptidase activity. Gene Ontology annotation, cellular component: lysosome. NCBI's taxonomy places the organism in Eukaryota, Metazoa, Ctenophora, Tentaculata, Lobata, Bolinopsidae.
AUGCACGUUGCCUCUUCUUUAUCUAGUCCCCCCGAAAAGAAACUUUGGACCAAUGACGGUAAGGUUACAGCAGUAAAGAACCAAGGAAGCUGUGGAUCUUGCUGGACGUUUGGAGCAGUAGGAGGUUUGGAGACAAGGUAUCACGAAGUGUCUGGUAAACUGAGGAACUUCGCAGAGCAGGAAUACCUGGACUGUGUCUACGAGGGACAGAGGAAUGGUUGCAACGGUGGAUGGCCUGAUAACUGUUACGACUACUCCAAGAAGAACGGUGGAAGGUUGGCUUCAACUGCUGACUACGGAUACACUCAAAAGGAUGGUAGUUGCAAAGGAAGUUCGAAACCUGACGCUAUGGUGGCUGCUAAAAUUGUCGGCUACACCAGGGUUAGCCCAACUGAGGCCGCAAACAUUGAAGCCCUUACAACAGGCUCUUUGUCCGUCGCUUUCGAAGUGACAAGUUACUUCCAACAGUACCGAGAAGGCAUCAUCCAAGACACAACAUGCACCGGGAGACCAAACCACGCCGUCACAGCUGUAGGAUACACGCCGAAAUUCGUCCUGGUAAAGAACUCUUGGGGAUCAAAAUGGGGAGAAAGCGGAUUCGUGAAGUUCUCUCGAGGCUACCCCUCCAAUUGCGGCCUCUUCAAGUACAGCAGCUACCCCAACCUUGAUACAACCGGACAGUCUGACAACACUCCUUCUGAUAAAGCCACCGACUACAAACCUUCUGAAAACGAUGAUGAUAACCCAAACCCUAAACCUGACCCAAACUGCAAAGACGUGGCAACCAACUGUCAGCUCAAUUGGUGCACCAGGCGGGAGAGUAACUGGGUCGCCAUAGUUAAGAAGUACUGCCGGAAGACUUGUAAAUUGUGUGGAGAUGAUGGAGAUGAUGGAGAGUGCCCCAGCGGCACCAUUAGAUGUUCUGAUGGUGUGUGCCGACACGAACACAUGUGCUAG